UUGUGUGAUGUUUGAGUGUGCGGUGGACUUACUUGACUGCCUCGCGAGGAAGGAAGGAAGGAAGGAAAGAAAGAAGAUCUUUCUCCCAUCAACACACAUCAUGGCCAUGGAGUGCAUCAAAAACUGCUGCCAUUCCCUCCUGACGAGGCAUCGGAAGGACGACGAGGCCGCUCCUCCAGGCCUCACCGUCAAACCCGGGGCCCCCGAAGACUACCUCCUGUCUAAGCUGCCCCCUGACGGCAAGGAGGUCCCCUUUGUCCUCCCCACCCUCAAAGCCUCCUAUGUGCAACCCGGAGUUUCCUCCCACCUCUGGCGUGGGAUGCCAGGUCCAGUGAGCUGCGCGUACGCUCACAGGAAGGCCGAGUUGCUGGACGCCGCCGCCGCGUCGUCAGCCUACACCUCCGAGUCCAACCUACUGGGCGGGGACAGCGGGAGGAGGAGCAGCAGGACACGCCCCCCAGAUGAUCCCGGACGCUUGACCAUGUCCAUGUUUGAGCUGAGCAGCCACGACAGUCACUACCUACAGGGCUUUGAGUCGAUGUCCAGCGUGGCCAGCACGCCGUCCUCCUCCGUCAUGGACUCCUUUCAGCGCGGCGCAGAGUGCGUCCCCCAUCGGGGGUGGCUGUGUGUGCGUCUGAGCUACCGGCAGCAAAUGGAGCAGGUGUGGAUCACCUUGGUGCAGUGUUCCGAAGUCAAGCUUCCCAAGGACGGCCUUGUGAGGCCACAGAUCCGAAUCCACGGAACCAUCAGCAUUCCCAAAGCCGUGCACUUCAAGAGCUCCGUCAAGGAGUAUAGCCAGCACACCUCCUUCAUGGAGACCUUCGUGUUCGCUCUGAGCCUCCAGGCCUUGCGACGGAGCGCCCUGAUCCUCCGGCUGCGGACGCACGGCCCCAGAAAAGCCACGCUGGCCGAGGGCAUCCUCUCGCUGCGGCAGCUGGGCCCCGAGGAGACGGAACACUGGCUGCCCCUCGCCGCUCCAUCCUCGGCGAGCGGCUGUGAGCUCCACGUGGUCAUCUGCUUCCAGCCCGCCUGCAGACGCGUUCAAGUCCAAGGCCUCUCCGCCCGACACCUGCCGCCGUGCUCGGCGCCCCUCCCUCCAGCCUACAUGGUCACGCUGGAGCUUCACCGGGUGGACCAUCAGGGGACCAAGACCAAGACGGCAGCCCUCAAGGCCGUCGGGGGGCAGUGUCAGUGGGCGGAGACUUUCCACUUCCCUGUGGCCGCCUUAGACCCCGCCUGCUGGCUGUCAAUCAAUCUCUACAGCUACAACUCGGUCAAGAGGAAGCGAUGUCUGGGACAGGUCCAGCUUGGACUACAGAGUGCGAGUCCUGACGCCGUGUCUCAGUGGAAGGACGCCAUGGCUCACCCCGAGAAGGUGGUUUCGGCGUGGCACCGUGUCACCUGACGGGACCUGGCGGGACCUGACAUUUGGGUGGCUUGGAUUGAAGGAUUGCUUUUUUUUUUUAAGUGAACAAACAUUUCAACGACACGGCAAGAGUGCUGUUGUUUAUUCAAUUCCAAGAAGACACUUUGUAGCACUUUUAUUUUUGAUAGCGUCCUAGCAAUAAAAGUAGGCGGGGUUAGCUUUGUCCUGACGGGAAGCGUUAGUCACGCGGCCAUAAAGGGACCGGCUGGGGAAAUAGGUCAGCACGUGGGAACACGGCUCUGUGGCGAAAGAGGUCAUUGAUUGAGAAAGUGCAGAACCGCCCCCCCCCUUACUGACCCCCCCACCCCCCUGUGGAGAACAUCUUGUGUUGGAUUCAGUAAAAGCCACAAUUUCACUGCCAAUUUCAGCCUCAUUUCAACCCCCAAAGCCCCUAAAUCGUUUUUGGGAAAUGGCCAACAAUCAUUUCCAAGAUGGGGGGGUCAAGCGGCGGUGGGACGACGACAUCACGUUUUUUUUACCUCCAUCAGCAGAGAUAUAGAGGAGCUGUCAAUGAGUUGACUAUUUUUUUUGCUCAUUUAAUCCUUAGUCGGGCGACACGGCGGUCUAGUGGUUAACGCGCAGACCUCGCAGCUAGGAGACCAGGGUUCAAUUCCACCCUCGGCCAUCUCUGUGUGGAGUUUGCAUGUUCUCCCCGUGCAUGCGUGGGUUUUCUCCGGGUACUCCGGUUUCCUCCCACAUUCCAAAAACAUGCUAGGUUAAUUAGCCACUCCAAAUUGUCCAUAGGUAUGAAUGGAAUGUGAGUGUGAAUGGUUGUUUGUCUAUAUGUGCCCUGUGAUUGGCUGGCCACCAGUCCAGGGUGUACCCCGCCUCUCGCCCGAAGACAGCUGGGAUAGGCUCCAGCACCCCCGCGACCCUCGUGAGGAAAAAGCGGUAGAAUUUGAAUGAAUGAAUGAAUAAUCCUUCGGUGUCGGCCAUUUUGGAUCAUUUUGACUGAUCUUUCACGACACACGGAAUAUUGUUUUCCAUGGAUAUAUAAACACCUAGAUUAGACUCCCAUCUUUUAUCAACAAAAAUACUUUGUUUAUACCUUUUUUUUUUGUUCUUUAGUAGGUACGUUUCAGGAAAAUAUCAGUUCCCAACUAAAACCUGCUGCUUCACUUUUCACUUUGUCAUAAAUAUUUGUUGCUUUUUGUGACCGCUCCAGUAUCUAAACCAAAAAAAGUCAUCAGAAGAGAAGCAGGGAACACGAAUGAAGUGUCAAUAAUGCGUGUAGCGCCCCCUAUGGGUUGUGAUGAAAAUGUUUGUAUAUUAUUUUACAAGAAUAACAUUGUCAUAUUAUAAGGAGAAAACAAAACCCUAUUUUGGCAGCAUUAAGUGGAAAUAUUAAAGAAAAAAUAUGAUAUUUAUUGAAAUGGGUUCAUGAGGACAACAUUAAACAAAUAUAAAAUGUAAUUUUUUAAAGAAAAAAGUUCUAAUGUUCUGGAAAUUAUGACGUCAAUAUUACAAGAAGCACACUUACAAAGAUUAUUUAAGAAUAAAGUCGAAAUAUCCGACGCAAUAUCGCUCCCUCGCUAUAUCACGAUCGUCCCCAAAUGACUUCUUAAUUAAUGAUGACUAAUAAUAGACUAAUAAUAGACUAUGGUCUAUUAUUAUGGUCUAUUAUUAGUCAACACUAGGAAAUACCAGUCAUACACAAUGUCGUAUUCUGGUCGCUAGGUGGCAGCAGUGAGUAACAGUUGAGAAUGGCUGUUCUGUUUGACAAAUUCAUUUCUAACUGUGAUUCAAAAGCCCGCAAAAUUCAAGAUCCAGGUCCGUUAAAACAAAAGUAUGCUAAUCACACACACACACCGACAUUUAUCUUAGCGACGAGUCACUCCAUCAUUCUUGUUUACUUUGCUGCUAUGAAUGGUUUUGCAAUCCGCCCUCGCUAAUGACGUUUUUUUUUUUUAGAUUGGAAAUUCCAGACACACCUCGACCUUAAUUAGGCUCUUCUCAAGUAAAGGUGACGGCAUACGGCAGGAAUUUUGUUUCUUUUCUGACAUGACGUCAUAAAGUCCCGUUUGGAGGAAGAUUUUCCAGCAUGGAAAAUAUCUGAAUGAUUUUCAAUCAUUAGACGGUGUUUAGUUACGUUAAAAGAAAAACGUUAAGCACUAGGACCAUGGUGGAAACGGCCGCUCAAGUUUGCGGAAGCUUGUUUCCUUUGAGCCCGCCUACAAGCUCAUUGAUUGGCUCUUCGGGUUUUUCUUUUUUUUUUAUUGGCUGUCACUUCCCGGGUCCCUUUAUAUGUACCUGUGUUUGGCUAGUUUGGCUAGUUGGCUAGCAGUCCGUGUUCAUUUGCAGUCUAAGUUGCUAAAAUGUUUGUUUGAGCGUUUGUCGCGUUACUUAUUAUUAUAUUUUGUAUGUAGAUAUUUCAUUUAUAAUAACAUUUCUGUGCCUGUGUGUGUGUUUA
This is a messenger RNA of Doryrhamphus excisus (bluestripe pipefish), 3836 nucleotides long. It is a transcript of the gene tc2n, whose product is annotated as tandem C2 domains, nuclear. NCBI's taxonomy places the organism in Eukaryota, Metazoa, Chordata, Actinopteri, Syngnathiformes, Syngnathidae. Gene Ontology annotation, cellular component: nucleus. The record is from RefSeq and is a predicted model, not a curated record.